UUACAGCAGAAAACAAAGAUGAAGACAUAGAAAAUAGCCAGCUCCUUUUUGUCAUUAGUUGCAGCUAACCUAAUUCCUACAUCUAUGAUUCCUACCCACUUAACCCAAACAACCAAAAAAUAUUACAUCAAAUUAGAAUUUGCUUUUCUGCAUAGAUUAAUUUAAUUUGCAAAAACUUGAAAAGUGCGAAUAUACAAAUUGCAUAAUUUAAAGUGUUACAAGUUCAAGGAACAAUUCAUAAACUGAUAUAAAGAUGUCUUCUCCAAACAAGGAAGAUAAUACCAUUGAGGAACCAGACACGCGAACCAGUCUACUGUUGCAAGCAUAUUAUCUGAGGCAAGCACUAGCAAAUUAAUUCAUCUGAGAACGUGAAAAUGGUCGCAAAAGAACUACUGAUUACUGAAGUAAUUUUGAAGGCAGUACUGAUAGGUAUACCUAUGUAGUAAGCAGGGAUUAAGACCGUGUUGAGUUUCGUAAAAACAUUUACGGACAGUUGUGACAAACCAGUGAAAGAUUUUCCUUGAUAUCGAACUUUUGAUGGGACUUCAAAAUUCGUCUGAUAAAAUUACAACUGAACAGGGACAGUCGUCGGGUGCUGAGCGCCCGCUAACCGAAAAUGAUAUCAUCAUAAUUGAUCCAGAUACUCUUGAGUUGGAUUUAAAUCAUGGAAGGAUCGGCAAGCUUCAAAAUCUGGAACCUCUCACCCAAGUCGAAAGGCUUUUCUUGAGAUGGAACCUGAUUACGAAAAUCGAAAAUUUAAGCACGCUUACCACUCUUAAAGAGUUGGAGCUAUACGACAAUCAAAUAACCAAAAUUGAAGGCCUGGACGCUCUCGUGAAUUUGGAGAUUUUAGACAUGUCUUUUAACAGAAUACGCGAAAUUGAAGGGUUAGAUAACUUAUUAAAACUGGAAAAACUAUUUAUGCCGUCCAAUAAAAUCAGCAAGAUAAAAAAUUUGAGUCAUCUACAAAAUUUGACCCUGUUGGAACUUGGAGAUAAUAAAAUAAGAGAAAUUGAAAAUUUGGACGCUUUGGUAUCAUUAAAGUCUUUAUUUUUGGGGAAGAAUAAAAUAACUGAGAUCAAAAAUUUGGAUUCGCUUGUUAAUUUAACUUGUUUGAGUUUACAAAGCAACCGACUUACGAAGAUUGAAAAUCUCGACAAACUCACCGAACUAAAUGAACUAUACAUUUCUGAAAAUGCCAUUACAAAAAUAGAAAACUUUAACACCCAAACAAAAUUGGAAACAUUAGAUUUAGCACAAAAUCUAAUAUCAAUAAUAGAAAACACUAAGGCUUUGGAGAGUUUACAAGAGUUUUGGUUGAACGAUAACAAAGUAAGUGAUUGGAAUACGGUGAAUAAUCUUUCAGUUCAUAAGCAUUUGGCAACUGUAUACUUGGAACACAACCCUGUAGCUGAAGAUCCAAUGUACAGAAGAAAGUUAAUGCUUAUUGCUCCAUCUUUGAAACAAAUUGAUGCUACUUUAUGUCGCCAAGAGUAAGUUCAAAACCCCCAUUUAUUUUUGGAAAAUUACUUCUGCCGAAUUGAUGAGUAAUUUCUAAAAUAGCGUUACGAAAAUUUGUACUUUCACAGGGUCUCAGGAAUUUCUAUGUUUCAAAGCACUGUUUUUCACUAUUGUUCUAGUAAAUGAAUAUCAACAGACAGGAUAAUUAAUUAGAUGAGUGUUUCAAGUUACAUAAACCGGAGACUAAUUAUUUCUAUUAUUUCAAGUUCAAUACGAAAAAUAAGCAAUAUUAAAUACCAUUGGAAACGGCUUUGGUUAAUAUUAUAGUUUUCAAGUAGAUAACAUUAAAACAGAACUCGGGCGUGUGUAUCAAACAGUAUAUUGAAUGCCUUCGAUAAAACAAUAUUAUUUUCAGUGCAUUAUACUUUUUGUUUUUGUCGGUAUCAUUUUACCUGGGGUUUUAUUUACGUUUAAGUCAAUAUUGCUUUGUUCACUUUCUAUUCCAUUAGUAACGUUAAGGAAUGUAACUUAUAUGUAAAUAUUAUAACAUAUAAUUGUUUUCUUGUCUACUAAUUUAUAUAAUAGAAAAUUAUUAUUAGCAAAAGCUAUUAUUUCGCCAAACUUUUUAUAUUGAAAUUUCUUAAAUAUUUGUUCCUCUCAUUCUUGAUAACUGUAAAUGUUUAAUGGCUUCAGUAGCUUAUAGAACAUAGCACGAUUAAAGUGAAAGAAAUAUAAAAAAAUUAAUAAGCUAGUUAAUGUAUAAAAUGUUAAAACGCAUGUGAAGUACUAGUUUAUAAAUCAUUACCAUUAUUUAUAAUUAUAGUAAAUUUUCGAUUCUGUUGUUUA
Messenger RNA from Dendroctonus ponderosae (mountain pine beetle), 2307 nucleotides. RefSeq names its product protein phosphatase 1 regulatory subunit 7 (gene sds22). Gene Ontology annotation, molecular function: protein binding. NCBI's taxonomy places the organism in Eukaryota, Metazoa, Arthropoda, Insecta, Coleoptera, Curculionidae. The coding region runs from base 538 to 1497 and encodes 319 amino acids. The record is from RefSeq and is a predicted model, not a curated record. The transcript has 6 exons.